CGAUAAACCCACUAAAGAAAGAAAGAAAGAAAGCUCACGUGUGAUGUGUUUGUGUCUGUGUUUCUCUCUCUCUCGAAUGUUUUAUUGAGUGUAAACAGAGUCUUGUCUCUGUGUAUUUUAGUGUUGAGAUGUUGAUGAUGACAGAUGAGAUGUGCUGUAAAUCAGUAACUGUUAGGAACUGAUCUGUCCAUGCUGGAUAUUGACGAUUGAAAGAGCUGAAGAAGAAAGAGAUGGCGUUACUGGAGGCAAAACUGAGGUCAAGAGGAGAUGAAGGAGUGAAGAAAGAGGAUGUGGAUUGUUGUGAAUCUUCAGUGUAUGUGACUGAUGGAUGUCUGGAUUCAGUGUGGAUGAGCAGAGAUCAGAGCCGCACACCACAGCCACUGCUGGACUCUAAACUCUCUGAAGAGAAAUCCAGACACACACAGGACUCAGAGCUCAGUCUCACUUUACUCUGUUAUACUGAGUCAAAGCCCACAGACGCUCAGGACACUGUGUGUGACAGUAAUCAGGGCUUACAGGAUGAGGAAUCUACUGAUCAAACCUCCACAGAGUCUCUGGAUUCUGUCUGUAACGCUGGAGAACAGCAGCAGAUCCUGCAGACCACACUGAAGAUGUGUUCAGUCAAACUGAUCGACUGCAGGAACCUGAUGAUGAAGAUAAAAACAGAACCCACGGAAGAUAACAUUGAUAAAGACAAUCAUGUGGAUGAUUUAAAUCCAUCAGAUGUGAAGAUUGAGUCAUAUUUGGAUAUAGACAUAACAUCCUCAACAUCAGAAGAGCGACUGACAGCACAAACUCUUUCCUGCAUCACCUGUGGAAAGACAUUCAGCUCACAGAGACUUUUAGAGAGACAUGAGAGAAAACACACAGAACAGAAACUCAGCUUUACUACCUUACAAGAGAAGAAACUUCAUCAUUCAAAAGAGCACGAAGAGAAGAAGAUGAAAAAGAAGAAGAAAAAGAAGUUUCAAUGUGAGCAGUGUGGGAUGAAUUUUGUCUUCUUAUCUCAGCUGAAAGAUCACAUGAGGACACACAGUGGUGAAACGCCUUUCUACUGCACUGAAUGUGGAAAUAACUUCAGCUCCAAACAAAGUCUUGAUGUUCAUCAGAGAAUUCACACGGGAGAAAAAUCAUACGAGUGUCCUCACUGUGAGAUGAGAUUCCGACAUAAAAGCACUCUGAAGAAACAUGUGUUAAUACACACCAAUGAGAGACCGUAUCAGUGCAGUAAAUGUGACAAAACCUUUAGGCAUUCAGCUUCAUUAAAAAGACACCAGAAUAUUCACUCUGAACUCUAUAAAUGUUCACUCUGUGAUAAAGGUUUCUGUCGUAAAUCUCAUCUUAUAGGCCACGAGAGAAUUCACACUGAAAAACCUUACACAUGCUCUCAGUGUGACAAGACGUUUACUCGGUCAAGUACCUUAAAAAUCCAUGAGAGACUUCACACUGGAGAGAAACCUUAUGUCUGCUCUUACUGUGGAAAGAGAUUCAAUAGUACAUCUAAUGUCAAAGUUCAUGAGAGAGUUCACACUGGAGAGAAACCUUAUCACUGUAGUGUUUGUGGGAAGAAUUUUGGGCAGCGUGAACAUUUAGUAAGCCAUCAGAGACUUCACACAAGAGAGAAACUUUUCAAAUGCUCUCAGUGUGACAAGACGUUUGCUGAGUCAAGAAAAUUAAAAAUCCAUGAGAGACUUCACACAGGAGAGAAACCUUACGCCUGCUUGAUCUGUGGAGAGAGAUUCACUUAUCCUGGAAGUCUUCAGUAUCAUCAGAAGAAACAAGCAGGGAUGGAAGGGCCCUCGCAUGCAUGUGCACCGCCACCCUAUGGUCUUAGUAAAACAGUGAACCAGGGGGAUUUAAAUUUAAGUGGGUAUAUAGAUAGGUGGAUAUUCAAAGGAACUUUGAUGUGCCACACCUCCUGUGUGCAGCAGGUGGCGCUAUGACUGUAACUGAUUGUUGUUACAUUGAUGUGUUCAGGCCAGGACUCUUGUCAAACGUAUGAUGUCUGUGAAAGGUCGGACAUUGUAUGCCUGAGUUACAACAGCUUUCUCAUGGUGAAACAUCAAACUUUGCCAGGCCACUACGGACACGCCCCUUUAACGAAAUGUCAAGAUCUUCACAAUGUAUCAUUGUGAAGUCCUUAAGUUCAGACUGACCAAAUAUGAUGAUGAUCUGAAAAAAAUUCUAUGAGCAGUAAAUCACAGUGUAAAACCUGAAAUUUCCUGCUGCCAGCAGGUGGUAGCUUUUACUGAAUAUUGCCAUGCAAACAUGUGAAGCGUGGGUCACAUUGGACAUUUAAAGCCUGAGUUAGAUCAACUUCCUGUUUCAUGGCGAAACACGGGAAUUUGCCAGGCCGCCACGGACACACCCUCCAACGAAAAGUCAAGACCUCCGCAAUUUAACAUCGCAAAGGCCUUUAGAUGAGACUGACCAAAUACGAUGAUGAUCUGAUUAAAUCUCUAGUAGUAGUUCAUUAAAGUAUGAAUAUGAAGCCUGGAAAUGGCAACAUUUGCACAGAAAUCACAGAGAAAAUUAAAAAUGGCUGACUUCCUGUGAGCUUGGUUCCAAGGAACUUUUUUGUAGGUCUUGGGGUGAUAGAUGACCCUACCAAAUUUCGAAUCUGUACGUUUUUCGUUCUCUUGAAAUUUUGCAGGUGGUGCUAUCCAGUCAUUUCUACACGCCCACUUCUAAAGCCUAUACCACAUGUAAAUUUCCGUCACUUCCGACGUGUGUGCAAAGUUUCAUCAAGUUUUUGGGCAUGUUUAGGCCCUCAAAAAUGCGAUUCAUUUCGGAGAAAAAAAGAAGAAACUGAGCAAAAACAAUAGGGCUUUGCACCCACGGUCCUCGGUGCUCGGGCCCUAAUUACACUGAAAUCAUCAUAGUGCCUUAAACUCUUUACACACUGACCACGUUUAUUCCACUUGAAUGUUCGCCUUGAUAAUAUGCUAGAACAAAAACAAUUCAUUUCUAUGAUUUACUUCACAUUGAUUUGUUCUUUAGUGAGCGGACUUUCAGAAGUGCUAACUUAACAGUAACUGGUUUUGGCCCUGUAUCAAUCUCAGAAUGACGUCUAAUAGGCAGUAGGUAGAAUUGCUGUGUGGCUGGAGAGGGCCUUCAUCUUUCUAGCACAUAUCAGGAGAGAGAUAAGAAAAGCUAAAGGGACAUUGGGCUCCCACUUUCACGUGUCAACACUGUGGAAAGAGUUUCACACAAAAAUCAACUAUUGAGAGCCACAUGAGAAUUCACAUUGGAGAGAAACCAUUCACGUGUCAACAGUGUGGAAAAAAUGCACAAGUGAAGGCACUCUUAAGAAACACAUGAAAAUAGGAGAGAAACUAGUCGAACGCCAGGAGUGUGGAAGUAAAUUUACAAAUAAAGCAGUUCUUAGCAUUCACAUGAAAAGGUACACUGGAGAGAAACCAUUCAUGUGUCAACACUGUGGAAAGAGAUUUACAAGGAAAUGUAGUUUUAGAAUUCAUCUGCGCUCUCAUUCUGGUAAAAAAAAGACAUUUAAAUGUGAUGAGUGCACAUCUGAAGAGACACAUGAGUGUUCAUGCAAAUGUGAAAUCUUAGUUGUGUUUGUUUUAAAGUGUUUAUGGUUGUUGAAAUAGCCUACAUGUUGCUUUGAGAUCUUGAUUUGCUUUGAGUGUGGAGAAACAUUGAGAAAAUGUUUGGGUUCUGUAUGACCCCCAGACCCUCCUCCUAUUUUUAUUCUUAUGUUUUUUUACUUUUUCUAAUUUUGUAGGAUCUUUUAGUAAUGUGUUUUUUACUUUAUAAUGUUGGCUGAUGACCGGUUUUAUGUUUGAAAUUGAAAAUGUCUUUAUGUAUUUCCUGUGUGCACGCGUUAAAGUGCCAGUUAGGUUUCAUUUCUACGCUUCCUAAUAUUGUUAAUUAGUUUCCGACAACAGGCUUAAAAUCAUGCAAGGUCAUCAUUUUCUCAAAAUAUAUUUGUUAAUAUUACCCCAUUUCUCAGAGAUCCCCAAACGAUUUGUGUGAAGCUGUUCAAUGACCCAGUCUGCCUAAACCCCACCUUUCAGUAGCCUACUCUGCUCUGAUUGGUCAACUGACACAGUCUCCGCACAGCCCAACAAUAGUGUAACAUGCACUGACAAGACAUUAAGAGUUUAAAAACCGACAUCAAUACACAUCAUUCAUCAUUAAUCCAAGUUAUAAAAAUGACAACAGACACUAACAUUUUUACAAUCAAGUGGGAAAGAAAGUAAGCUAACCGGGCCACAGCUAAACAGCAAACAGGAUUGGAACUGCAACAUGCGUUAGCCGAUUGCUAGUGCGAAUUACUGAUAAGACAUUGAAAACACUCAGGGUCUUAACCCCACUUUCUUGAAUACACCCAAGUAAUAAACAGAUUGGCUACAGAAAGAA
Molecule: messenger RNA, 4383 nt
Organism: Misgurnus anguillicaudatus (oriental weatherfish)
Lineage: Eukaryota; Metazoa; Chordata; Actinopteri; Cypriniformes; Cobitidae
Biological process (GO): regulation of transcription by RNA polymerase II
Cellular component (GO): nucleus
Molecular function (GO): DNA-binding transcription factor activity, RNA polymerase II-specific; RNA polymerase II transcription regulatory region sequence-specific DNA binding
Source: RefSeq, a predicted model, not a curated record